This is a messenger RNA of Phalaenopsis equestris, 1495 nucleotides long. RefSeq lists its product as uncharacterized. NCBI's taxonomy places the organism in Eukaryota, Viridiplantae, Streptophyta, Magnoliopsida, Asparagales, Orchidaceae. Bases 43 to 1314 code for a protein of 423 amino acids. The record is from RefSeq and is a predicted model, not a curated record. The transcript has 14 exons.
UUUGUCUAAUUGACUGAAGGCAACUCGUCGCUGAGGGAGAAGAUGGGUAAUCUUUGGAACAAGGAACCGCCGCCACCGGUAGUUCUGGUGCCUCCCAUCUUCGAUUUUCCGCCUCUCGUAGCACGCAAAAGGAUGCUGGUUCCAGCUUAUGACUUGCUAUUCGGGAAACUGGCACUGCGAUGCCUUUUUGAGGACUACUUUGAGAAGGCACGGCAGUUGAAUACUAAGAUUAUGCUGAAGCCAUUGGAAGAUCCUCAUGUGGAUUUGGUUGCAACAGUUUCUAGUUCCCUUGAUGAGAAAACUGGUGCAAAUGUGGUAGGAAAUGCUUUAUUCUCCUGGCAGAGGGAUUUGGAUGACCCACACACUUUCAUAGACCUUUUCAUAUCUACCAAUAACCCCAUUUUACGCUUAAGGUCCUGUGCAUAUUAUCCAAAAGUGGGAUUUGGAGCUUUUGGUAUAUUUCCUGUGCUAACUCCUAACAGGGUACAACCGGAAGAUUAUGGUUUCAUGGGCUUGAGAUAUGGAUCUGAAAAACUUUCUUUUGGUGCUAUUCUUAUGCCGUUUCCUGUAUCUAGCGAGAUUCCAAUAUCUGCGUGGGUGGUUGGAAGGACAGGGAGGUUAUGCUUGGGUGUGAAGUACGACCCCCCAAAUGGAAGUAGGCGUCCUAUGAAUUUUAUGGACUUAAAAAGCUGGAGUUAUGCUAUUGGAUAUGGAUUGGGCUCAAACAGUCCUUUGAGUCCUUCAUUUAAUUUCUCCCUUGAGCUUGUCAAACAAUCGCAGUUAAUCACAUCAUUCUAUCAGCAUCUUGUAGUACAAAGAAGGGUGAAAAAUCCUUUUGAAGAAAAUGAAGUUGUGGGAAUCACAAACUACAUUGACUUUGGUUUCGAGUUAACGACGAGGAUUGAUGGACAAAAACCAGCUGGGAGUGUGGACGAGUCAUCAUUCCAAAUAGCUGCAGCUUGGCAAGCCAACAAGAAUUUUUUGCUGAAGGGAAAGACAGGCCCAUUGAGCUCUGCUUUUUGCUUGGCAUUUAAAUCUUGGUGGAAACCUUCAUUUACAUUUAGCAUAACAGCUAUUAUUAAUCACCUUAGUGGGAUGGCGUCUUACGGGUUUGGCAUCCGGGUUGAGAAUAUUAGAGAACCCAGCUAUGAAAGAGCUGAUCCAAAUUAUGUGAUGCUUACGCCAAAUAAAGAGCAUUUAGCCGAAGGCGUUCUUCGGGAUUUCGGGAGUCGCCCGAUGUUCCAGUCUGAGAUAAACUCUGAAAAUUACGAUCGAUUACCAAGAGAACUGAGGCCAAUUGGGAAGAUCUUCUAAACAUGGAACCCAGAUUCAAGCCAAAUAUGGGACUUCACAUGCUCUUAAGAGUAUAAUAACUACAAUUUUUUAUUUCUUAAUUGGAAAUGUUGAUCAAAUGAGCUUUUUUUCAUACAUCAAAAAUUGUGGGUGCAAAUUCAUCAGUAUGAUCUACUAAAGGGCUUUUUUUUUUUAUGAAUGA